Molecule: messenger RNA, 1237 nt
Organism: Drosophila innubila
Lineage: Eukaryota; Metazoa; Arthropoda; Insecta; Diptera; Drosophilidae
Product: LDL receptor repeat-containing protein egg-2-like
Exons: 3
Coding region: 32-895 (287 amino acids)
Cellular component (GO): plasma membrane
Molecular function (GO): protein binding
Source: RefSeq, a predicted model, not a curated record
GUCGAGCGGCGAUUCAGUGCGUUUUAAUCAAAUGAAAAUGUUACGUCUUUUAAUUGUCUGUUUGCUGAUAGUUCACCAAGUAUUAGCUAAUUGUGAAUUGCAAUGGUUUCAAUGCAAAGACAGUAAGGAGCCCUUAAACUGUGAUAAAGAUGUGAAUAAAGGUUGGGUAAAAAAGAGUAAGGCAUGUGAUGGAGCCUUGGACUGUCCCGAUGGUAGCGAUGAGUUCUUAACAGCAUGCAAACAACACCCAACAACAACUGGCAUGUUUACCGAACUCUUCUAUUGCGCCAGUGGUGCACCAAUCUCAGAACAUCAAGAAUGUGAUGGUAGGGAGGAUUGUUGGGAUAAAUCGGAUGAGUUAGAAAGUAAUUGUAACUUCUCGUUUGAGCUUAAGGCUCAACGUGGCAAUUGCAGGGAAUCAGAAUGGGAAUGCAUAGAUAAGAAAUGCAUUGCCGAACAAAAAUUAUGCGAUGGGCAAAUCGAUUGCAGUGAUGGCCAAGAUGAAUCUCUGGAGCAAUGCUUUAAAAAGUGUGAAUCAGAUUCCGAAUUUCAGUGCGGGAAUGGAAACUGCAUUAUUAAUUCUAAGGUUUGUGAUAACGUCAUCGAUUGUGUGGAUGGUGCCGAUGAGCUACCCAAAGUCUGUGAAGGUAUCAAAGGCUACAUACCCAACAACGCUUAUCGCAAUUGUACCAUACCAAGAGAUCGCGAACCAAUAUUGUUCUUUGCCGAUAAUCCCACACCUCAUCUGACAAACGGUCUCAGAUAUAUGUUGCCCAAUGAACCAGCACUCUUCAAGUGUCCUCAUGUGAUGAAGUUGGUCGGAAAGGAAUGGAACGUCUGCAUGCUGAAUGGAAAAUGGCAUCAUGAUUUGCCAACGUGCCAACAAAAUCACUAAUAACUUAAUUACUAAUUUGAUAAGUGAUUUUUGUGAUGGGCAGUGAUUGCUCUCAAUAUUUAUUUCUUAUCAAAAAAGACCCAUUGAAAAUUAUACAAUCUGAUAUAAAAAUUGUAACCAAAUAUUUCAAAAAUAUGUUGUAUUAAAAAUUAUAAGCUUUUUUACUAAAGCUAUUUCGAUGAAAGCUAGUACAGGCUGUCUGUUUGUAGGCAGAAUAUUUGUGAAACUGAAGAUCGUAUAGCUGCAAUAGAAUAGACAAGUUAAGAGAAAUUUUUUCUUGAUAUAUCACAGCCAAUUUCGCAGAUAUGGAUUUAAUAUACGUACUGAUCAAUCUGGUUAAAA